GUUUGAUUGGGUCGAAUUACAAGUUUCCAUUCUGUACCUAUUCUGUGCUAUGAUGACCUAACCCAACCUUUUAAUUUCAGUCUUCACAAAAGCGAGAAAGCGACGCAUGCUUGCCUUUUUUUCAGAGUUUUUCUAAUUUGAAGUUGAACAAUGGAAGAUAAAAGAUAUUUUGAAAGUGUAUUUUCAAGUGAUAAACAAACAAUAGACUUCAAAAUUGAACCAUCUUCAAGCCCGGUGAAAAUUUCAGACAAACCAGCUGAAACACUGAAAACAAGCUUGGAGUGUCUCGAGAAAAGAAGUCAAUUAUUGGAAAAAAUAUUUGCUGAUAUGCCUACUCAUCGUAAUUUGAACACAUAUGAAAGCUCUGAUAUUGUGGAUGGUGUUGAAGCGGUUUCUGCUGUGAUCAAUGAAACUGUGGCUGAAAAGGAACGUGAACUGUCCCCAGACCUGUGCUCGUACCGAUCACAUAGACGGAAAUCAAGAAAACUAAGCAGAAUGGAAACUAAGAUGGAAGAUCACGAUGCUCUCGUGAUUGAACCAGUCUUGUCACAGGAGACUCCUGAGGUCUUCAGUUGUGCUGUCAUCAAUGAAACUGUGGAUGAAAGGAAACGUGAUUUGUCAUCAUAUCGACCUCACAGACGAAAGUCAAAUAAACCGAAGAAAAUAGAAACUAAGAAGGAAAAUCACAGUGUUCCUGUGAUUGAAACAGUCUUGUCACAGGAGACUUCUGACGUGACUCCCGAGGUCCUGUUUCCUGCAUCGAGAUCACAGGAGACUCCACAAAAUACGACCUCAGUUAUAGCGAGCACAAAACCCGAAAUUGUUGGUGAUAGCCGAUCGUCAUCAACAGUCUCAGCGCUUCGUUUGGUGAGACGUAAACCCAAGACAAUGGACACAAUAACUGAACAGCUGAAUGUCUCAAAUACGAACCAAAUAACAGUGCCCACCAAAGACGCUUCUUCAGACUCGUCAUCAGCUACAUCCUCCCACGUGAAGACCAGGAGGAGAAAGGUGGAUGAAAACUGCAAUCUUACAAAAUUUGGAAAGGUUGUAAACCGCUUAAAUUCACAACAAUGCAUUUGGCAACACAUGAUGAGAUCAGCUGAUCUUGAGCUGGAGACUUCGGAUUGGCCAGUAUUCAUCGUUCAAGAGAUCGUUAAAAAAUUCAAUAAGCCGUUUAUAAAAUGCUACACGGAGGAUGAUAAAAAAGCGUAUUUUCCAUUUGAUUUCUCAGUGCCCAAUUCACUGAAUGUACUUUGCAAGCUUGACUCGUCCAACCCCCACAAGAUUGUAGGCGCGAGAUUGAAAUUUCAUCUCCCAUUAAUGAUCAUUGAACAAGGACAUGAAAUUUAUCUGCUGGGAGAUGAACGCCUUGAGCUUGGUCAGUCAAAGAUUAGCAAGGGGAAAUUGCUACAGGAAGUUGAAUUUUCGAUUCAGCCUCCAUCGGAUGGCUUCCGAGGAUUCCCUGAAGAUCUUCUCUACGGACGAAGACAAUCCGUUGAAGUCGUAACAAACGGCUUUCUAGGAUUUGAAGAUGUCUCAAAAGAUAUACAGUAUUUAGAAUUGAAAAGAUUUGAGCCUUCUGAUGAACAAUUCUCAGAGAAAAAAAGAAUUAAAAUCAAAGAUAUGACAGAAUUCUAUCAACACCUGAAUCUUGGCCAAAUCCGACAAAGUUUUAUUCUGCGAUUUUUCGUAGAAAACUACUUCGUUAUAGGAACGUUUAUUGGAUUUGCACUAUUGCCACGUGCUGUGUGUAAACAUACACGGGUAUACGGGGAAUACUUGCUUGUAUUGGAGGAUUGUGCAGAGGCCUUAUGUGCUGUUGUCCUGACUUAUAAAGAGUUCACCAAGCUACAGCUGCAGAGAGAUGGAAAAGACAUAAAGUACAAAGUCUCCGGUUUUUACUUCACCCACGCUUUACCUACGAGAAUGUUGGAGACUGAUGGUUUCGUUAUAUUUGACGAUCAAACCAAGUCGAUGAGAAGUUCUGCCAAAUUCUGUUAUUUCUUGUCGCCAAAGAAAUCCACCGGCUUGAUCAUUGAUGAAAUUAAUUAAAGCAUAGGCAAAAGUCUACUAUAAAAUUUAAAUUUCAUUGAAUUAGAGAUCAAACUAUUGAAUUUGAUAUGAUGAAUUGUUUAAAAGACUGUGAUGUGCAGCAAUUUAAAUUGCACAUAUUUAUGAACAACUAUUAAUGUUAUUUUCGGUAUUAGUCCACUAAUUCAUCUGAUACUUUGACGAUGUCCAAGUCAUUAAUAAUAGGUAUAAAGUCAUAAUAGUCACUUUGUGUUCUUGGAAGACAAUCGUGAUUAAAUUCUAGACUGUGUUAUUUCCAUGACAAUUUUUUUUAUGUAUACUGUGAUCUUGUUACAUGGUAAGAUGUUACCGUGCCUUUUUGUUUCAAGGUAAGGUAGCCCUAGUUGUUUUGAUUCGAGAUUAUGUUCAGUUAGUUUAUUCAAGUUUGAGCUUAUUAUUUGAUCUCGAUGUUUAUAAGAUAAUCUUAUUCUUAUUUCACUCGUAAUAAUCACCAAGAAUUUCCUCAGUAUUGUACUGUAGUAAUACAGUGUUACUAAAAGUAUUGUAGUUAAUUAAGAUUGUCUAUAAACAAGUUUUGAUACUUCAAUGAUGCUCAAGUUAUUAAUAAUUAUAGAUUUUUAUAACAUUGAUUUAAAAAAAAUCAAAUUUGAAUUGCUUGCUUGUGAAAGUAUCAUUCUAUUCCCGUGUUAGUUGUUAGUUAGGCUUGAUUUGUUGAAACUGCAAUAAUUUUGCAGUUACAAUACAACAGCAUUCAAUUAUAUAUUCUUGUUUCCAAAGCAAGGUUUACUCUUCCCAUCAAAGAGUUUACUAGCAUUUACUAGCAAUUAUCAUUAGCUUCUCUCCAAAUCAAUCUUAUAAUUAACUUUCUAUAAUCAAUAGUAUUGUUAAGAUUAUAGUUCAUGUUCUAUUUGUUUAUUCAGAUUUCCGUGUGUAUAAGGAAAAGUUUAUGAAAUGAGAAAAUGUGUGGGAAAGUGCAUUAAGAAAAGUUUUUUAUGUGUGUUAUUCAGAUUUAGGUGUGUAUAACGUGAUAUAACUCAUAUGCUAAUUACUAUUUCUACCAAAGAGUGUACUACUUUGUAGUCGAAUUAUUAUUAGCUUUUUUACUAUAUUGAUAGUAUUAUUAACUUUAUAUAAAUAGAAGUAUUGUUAUGAAUAAUGUUUUUGUUUGAUUUGAUUUAGAUUCCCUUGUGUUUAAGGAGAAAUUAUGAAUGAUUGUCUAUAGGAAAUGUGUGAGUAUAAGCAUGAAUAAAAGAUAUCAUUAUGUUAUGUUGUAAACUAUAUAUCUGCGUAAAAGCCAGUUUAUAUCGUAUCUGCAUAAAUGAAGUAAUUCAAUCAAUCAAUCCUGUGCCGUGCAUACACUCUCACCCGGUCAAGAAAGUUAUACUCGACAAUAGUCGACAGUCAUUGGCUUGAGAAAACAAUACCUAAUCGGCUUGAAAUUCAGAAGGUAAACUGUAAAUGCAAUAUCUUAUUAUAUGCUAUCUUUUCUCUAUUGUAUAAGUUUAUUCAUAUCAAUUUUAUGAUUUCCGUGUGCAUAAGGUGAUCUUAUCUUACUUGAAGUGUAAUUCCUAUUUCUAUGAAAGUAUUUACUAUUGUUUUUAGUUGAAGUAUUGGGCUAUUAGCUCAUGAUUUUUCACUAAUAGCUUGUGAGAUUGAAGGUAGAAAGCCACUAUUCAUCCAAAAUCUGUAUGAAAUACUAUAUAUUUUUAUUUUUCAUACUCACUCAUAUUAUGCAGUUCACCAUAAGGUUUUCAUUGCAGAUUCAAGUUUUCAAGUUGACAAUUAUAAUAUUUUAUAACAAAAUAUAUUACGAUUCAUAUAUAUAUAUAUAUAUAUACUCAUAUAUAUACGCAUAUAUAUAUAUAUAUAUAUAUAUAUAUAUAUAUAUAUAUAUAUAUAUAUAUUACUCAUAUAUAUAUACGAUUAUAUUAUUUUAUUUACGAUUAUUCUAUAUUACGUAUAAUUGAUCGGAUACUAUAUUGUUGAUGGACUAGAGUUGGUAAUCUUCUAAUGGGCAGCUUUUCCUGUUUUACAUGCAUUAAGCAUGGUUUCGUAGUACUACUCAAGUACCGUAUUUGAUAGAUGUUCGCUGUUGGAGUAACUGAUCAAGUAGGCUGAUUGCUAAUUGCUUAGCUUAUUGAAUUCAAACAAAAAAAAAAAAAUGAUUGUCAAAACACACUAAACUAAGACCAGAUUUCAUUGUAAAAGUAAAGUAUCAUGAUAAAUUUACUCAUAUAAUAACAACCAUUUACCCGACAUUCAGAACUGGUUUGAGCCAGUCAGUAGCUACUCAGUAGCUAUACUACUAUUAUCCUAUUCUUUUCUUGUAUAAUUCUAUUAUUCUCUACUAUUAUCCUAUUAUUCUCGAGAAAACGAAUCAAUAACAUUUAUUAAAAAAACAUAUAUAUUUUUAAUGACAAGUUUCCAGUUCCACACAUUAAUAAUGUCUGAUGAUUAUCAUAUAUAUCUGCAGUUACAUAUAUCUGCAAUGAACAAUUCGAUUCACAUGAGCGUUGAAAAAUAUGAAUUACUGUACUCACACACACACACACACACACACACACACACACACACAUAUAUAUAUAUAUAUAUAUAUAUAUAUAUAUAUAUAUAUAUAUAUAUAUAACCUAAAAUAGGAAUGGUGGUCUUAGAUAAUGAUGCAAUACAAAGUCAAAUCAAAUCCAAUAAAUUUUAAUGAUUUUCUUUUGUAAAAUUUUCCUGUACUGGAUGUUUGAAUGCUAAAAUGAGAAUGAAGGUCUCUUGAUAAUCACAAAUCAAGUACAUAGUACCAAGACUUUUGGUUUGUUUGCUCUUUCAGAUCUAUCAAAUCAACAAUUUUCAUGUAAAUGGUUUGUCUCUGAAGGAAAUUAUAUAAUAAAGUUGAUGUUGGUUAAAAAUGUUAGGUUAUUCUUCUACUCUAUUUUUUGUUGGUUCGUACUUAUGUAAUACCAUAUAAUAUGCUAUCGAAAUAAGUGGAAUAUGUGUUAAAAUAAUGUAUUGGGAAUUGAUAAUUGAGAAAGUAAAAUACAUCUCUGAUAGUA
Nilaparvata lugens (brown planthopper) is the source of this 5075-nucleotide messenger RNA. RefSeq lists its product as uncharacterized. Lineage: Eukaryota; Metazoa; Arthropoda; Insecta; Hemiptera; Delphacidae. The transcript has 13 exons. The record is from RefSeq and is a predicted model, not a curated record. Bases 151 to 2055 code for a protein of 634 amino acids.